This is a messenger RNA of Galleria mellonella (greater wax moth), 2288 nucleotides long. RefSeq names its product 2-acylglycerol O-acyltransferase 2-A-like. Gene Ontology annotation, cellular component: endoplasmic reticulum membrane. Gene Ontology annotation, biological process: triglyceride biosynthetic process. Lineage: Eukaryota; Metazoa; Arthropoda; Insecta; Lepidoptera; Pyralidae. The record is from RefSeq and is a predicted model, not a curated record. The transcript is spliced from 5 exons. Bases 210 to 1283 code for a protein of 357 amino acids. Gene Ontology annotation, molecular function: diacylglycerol O-acyltransferase activity.
GCAAUACAUUGAUUAUUUUAAAAACACAACAAAAGAAUUAAGAUUAAACAGUCCAACACGUUAAACUAUCGCUAAAUAUUUAAUCAUCGUUAGUACAAAUGACAUUCGAUGAUUCACAAGAACUAUGAAGCGUAGCACAGAAAGAAUUGACUUUAGUUGUGUUUUUACCACUCUCUGAGUAAGUUGUGCAUCGGUGCAACGUGAUUAGAAUGGAGUUGGACGACAUUUAUAGGCCCAUAACUAAUAUUUUUUAUCGUGUAUCAGACACGCUCGGGAUACAAUGGGCACCAAGGACUACUCCCUUGCAUCGCCGUCUCCAGACCCUGGCUGCUGCGGCUUGGAUAUGCUUAAUAUUAUUCGGUGAAGCUGUCUGCAUCUACCUCUUCUAUCUGAUCGUAUACUCCAGCUACUGGUGGGUAGCAUUCCUCUACCUGAUAUGGAUGAUCAACGACAUUGAUAUAUGCAACAAAGGUGGUCGGAGAAUCGAUUGGAUAAGGAAUUGGGCAUGGUGGACAUACUACUGCGACUACUUCCCAAUUAACGUGGUCAAGACCGCAGACCUAGAUCCUACGAAAAACUAUCUCUUCGCAUGUUUCCCCCAUGGGGUUGUCUCGGCAGGAGCUAUAGGAUCAUUUGCCACUAACGCUUUGGACAUCUACAAUGUUUAUCCCGGCUUGACUCCGUACCUCAUUACGCUUAGAGGACAUUUCUUGAUACCGUUUUUUAGAGAUCUAAUUAUGGCUUUGGGUGCCUGCUCGUCUUCGGUAGAAAGUCUUCUUUAUUUGUUGAACAAGGACAAGCAUCAGGGUAAUUGCGUGGUUUUAAUAGUUGGCGGUGCAGCGGAGGCUCUGGAUGCUCAUCCUGGGGAGUAUAAGAUCAUCCUCAGCAGAAGAAAAGGAUUUAUAAAAGUUGCUAUGCAAUCUGGAGCUCCACUGGUGCCGGUCAUUUCGUUCGGCGAACCGGACGUAUUCAGGCCAAUGAGUAACCCUGAGAACGGGUUCUUGAGGAAAUUUCAGGACAAGUUCCGCCAGAUCACCGGUAUCUCUCCUAUUGUUCCAAUCGGGAGAGGAAUACUCCAAUACAGCUUCGGGGUAGUACCGCUGCGAUCUCCAAUCACUACAGUUGUGGGUGCACCUAUGUCAGUGAAAAAGAACUUCGAACCCACUGAAGAGGAAGUGAACGCGGUACACGCCGAAUUUACCGAAAGACUAGUUCAGCUGUUCCAUAAACAAAAACAUAAAUACUUGAAGAACCAUGAAAAUGUUGAAUUAAUUAUCGCAUAAGGACUACGUGUGGCUGUAACUAUAUUUUUUUAUAAUAACUACUACACGAAUAUGACGCCAUGAUUCAUUUUAGCGUAACAUUUUCUAAGAAUAAUGAGCUCAUGCCGAGGUUUUCCCAAGAGACUACAGCAUGGGGUUCUUCAAAAGGGGGGUAAAGAGGUUUCUUCAGGGUCGGCAACGCGCGCGUAAUGCCUCUGGUAUUGCAGGCGUUCAUAAGCUACGAUAACCGCUUACCAUCAGGUGGGCCGUAUGUUUGUUUGCCACCUCAGUGGUAUAAAAAAAAUAACAUAGCUCUAUAUAAAGAUGAAACAUACUAUUUAUACAUAUGCAGAUUUUCAAGUAUUUCUUUAAAUAUGAAAAUACAAAAUAUGAAUGUAACUAAACCUUAACAUAUUAUAUAUCUAAUAUCAGAGAUAAACAACGUAAUUAUAAUAUAAAGAAGUGUACCAGAAUCCUGUGCAGUCAUAUAUAAGUACUACUAAGUACUGAUGAAUAUAGUACCAUAGUUAUUAAGUUCCUCUAAUUAAUAUACCUACUUUAGUAUUUAUUAUAAUUUUUUUUGGUCUUUGGUGCAAAAGCGUGGGUCAAAUUACAAGUGCUUGUCAAGUCCUUGUAUUCUUUUAUUUUUUUCUUUAAUACGUAUUAUUACAAGUAAUAAUAAUACCAUAAUAUACUAGUAGUAUUAUAUUUUAUUAAUAAAACCUUCUUUUUGCUCAGCAUUGGCGUAUUAAAACAUAUCCAGAACACUAAAUCCAUGUAGACCAAGAUUGUGGACUAUGGACGCGUGAGUUCUAUAGUUUUUGUUUUAUUAGAUUUGUUGUUCUGAAUGCCAAAUUACAGAGACUGUUUAGGUUGUUAGUAGUUAGAAUGAAAGUAGGUAGACAUUUUGAGUCAUUACUUUACUGAUAAUUAGUAAUAUAGUUGAUAGUUAAUAUGGUAUGAACCUAUGCAAAAAUUUAAAAUUAAUUUAGUUGAAAUUUAUUGAUAGAAUAAAUUUAAAAAUUA